Molecule: messenger RNA, 3669 nt
Organism: Plasmodium berghei ANKA
Lineage: Eukaryota; Apicomplexa; Aconoidasida; Haemosporida; Plasmodiidae
Product: serine/threonine protein kinase VPS15, putative
Exons: 4
Coding region: 1-3669 (1222 amino acids)
Biological process (GO): protein targeting to vacuole; protein phosphorylation; macroautophagy
Cellular component (GO): late endosome; phosphatidylinositol 3-kinase complex, class III, type I; phosphatidylinositol 3-kinase complex, class III, type II
Molecular function (GO): protein serine/threonine kinase activity; ATP binding
Source: RefSeq, a predicted model, not a curated record
AUGGGGAACACAUUAUAUAGUAAUAUAGGACAAAAUACAACAGAACCAGAUGAUAUAUAUUGUAAAUAUUUGAAUAACUUAUACAACAUAUACAAUUAUUUGUUAAAAUAUGAGCAUUUCUAUUUUAUGAAUUCCUAUACCCUGAAUUCCUUUUGCCAUGUGCUUGAGGGAAUUAAUAAUAAUGAGGGUCAUGUACUAAUCAAAAUUUGUAAAUUAAAAGGAGAAACACAAAAAAUAAAAAGAAUAUUAUAUACACUCAAGUUCCUUUUUUCAUUUGAUCUAUUCCCGAAUGUGCUUCCAUAUAACCGAAUGAGCGUCUACGAAAAUAAUAUUUAUAUUUAUAGAAAAUUCAUAUUCAAAAGUUUAGAUAACUAUUUAUUGAACGAACAAAAUAAUUAUAGUUUUUGUUACUUUUAUAUAUUUCAAGCAUUAUUAUCAAUAAUACAACUACAUUCGUUGGGUAUUUAUCAUGGUCACAUAAAAAGCGAAAACUUUUUAAUACAAAAUAAUAUGCAUAUCCUUAUAACGGAUAUAGAUAUAUUGAAUAAAUACAUUUAUUAUAUUCCAAAAAUAAGAUAUGGAAACGAACGAAAGGAGAAAAUAAAUAAAAUGCAAGAAGAUAUAUUCAACUUGGGAAUAUUAAUUUUAGAAAUUUUACUAAAAAAUAAAAAUAUUUCUUAUUUAUUUCAUGAUGAAAGCUAUGAUGACAAUAAUGAUAAUUUUUAUUCAGAAAAAAGAAAGCAAACAAAACUAUAUAUGAUGGAAAAUAAAAAGAUAAAAAAAUAUCCAAAUUUUGAUAAUAAUAUUAUUAGCAUAUCAAAAAAAAAAAAUAGCGAAAAUUUUUUUCAUGCUUUAUCCUUGCCGUUCAUAAAUAAAAAAAUUAUAAAUGAAGAAGAAGAUUAUUUUCAAAAAAAUAAAAAUUUGAGAAUGAAUAUAGACAAAUAUAAAUAUUAUAAUUAUCAUUAUAUUAAUCAUAUUAAUUAUAUUAACAUAUACAAUGAUAUAUAUAACAAUGGUUCAUCUUACGAAUUUAUGAAUACAGGGAGUGAAAAUUUGAAUAGCCAAAAUGUGAUUAAAAAUAAAGCAAUAAUAAAUGAAAACAAUAAUACAAAAAAAAAAAAAAAUAGAAACAAGAAUAAUACUUAUAAUAAUAAUAAUGUUGACAUAAGUAGUGACACUGGAUUUGACGAUAAAAUUAUUCACGCUUAUAGUGAUUAUGAAUUAUUUAACGAUUAUAAAGAAACAAAAAAUAAGCAUUCCACAAAUAAUCUCAAUUUAUACACACAGUCUGAUAUUUAUACAAAUACAGCAUAUACCUUAAUUGACAACUACAAAGAUAUUGGAAAUAUUCGAAGUCAGGAAAAACAUAAAUACGGAAAAUCUGAAAGAAAAAAGUCCAUAAGUAAUAGAAGAUUAAAUUAUUUUAAUAUGAACAAAGGUGAAGAAAGUAAUGAGAGUCAAAAUAGUUGCAACAGUAAUAUUUUAUGUAAUAAUAAAAUUAAAAAUGAUGCAUAUAACAAAACUACAAGUUGUGUUUUGAGUAGUAGUGAAGGUAGCGAUUCGAAUGUUAGAAGAAAAGAAAAAAGUGCUCCAUAUAAAAUAUGGAAAGUAGUGAGUUUAGUUAAAAAUCCGUUUGUUAUUUAUUCAUUAAUUAAUCAUUUUUUUUUAGAAAAAAAUAAAAAUAUAUUUAAAAUAUUUAACUAUUGGUCUUAUCAUAUUUUUCCGAGUACAUAUAAAUAUGUAUUUUUCCCCCUGUGUAUACUUCAAUUCCAUCAAAUCUUUAGAAAACCCGAAUUUUUUAUUUUACUAAUACAUUUUAACUUGCCAUUUAUAUUAUUUCAUUUUGAUAUUUUUUCAAAAAAAGAAAAAGACAAAUACGCUUUAAUAAAAAGGGCUCCAAAUAUUUAUAAAAAAAAACAAAAUGAAAAAAAAAAUUAUAGCUAUUUCAAUACCAAUUGUCAAACACGCCAUAAUAGUAAUCGAAUCCCAAGAUUAAGUUUAGGAAAAUAUCAGAAAAAAAAAAAAAAAAAUAUAAACACAAUUGCUUACUACAUAAAUGUUGUUAAAAAACAUACAACCAAUAUUAAUAAACAUCAAAUGCGAACUUACAUCAAUGAUACAAAUCUAAAUAGUAAAGUAAAGGCACAAAUACUGGAACAAUGGAAAGUUUAUAAAAAACAAAAAAAAAUGGAAAAAGAAAACGAAAGAAAAUCAAUGGAUAGAGAAAAGAAAAAUAAACAAACUAAAUUAAAAAAUUGUAAAAAAUUGUAUCAUUGUAAAUCUUAUUUCCCUUUUCCAAUAUUAUCCUAUAAUAAUACCCAUGAUUUUUAUAAAUUGUUUUUACAAUUUUACAAAAAUGUUUAUUCCUCUAUAUUUUAUGAAGAAAAAAGUUAUAUGGAUGUUUUCAAAUUUCUUGAAAUAUACAAAAGAUAUAUUUAUUUGUCUCUAUUUAGAGACUUUUAUUUUAAAAACACAAAUAUUAGUAAUACUCGUAUUGAUAAAAUUAUUAAUCGGAAUAUUAAAAAAAAAUAUUCCACAGAAAUUUCUAAUACUUUUAACGAACAUAACUACAAAUGGAACUACAGCGAAGAUAUACAUCAACUAAUAAAUAUUUUAAUAUGUUCUUAUAACUUUAUUAUGUAUGAUUCUCUUAAAAUUCUAAUAUUCGAGAUAAUACAACUAAUAAUAUGUCAUAUAAAAAAUGAAAAAUUGGAAAAAGAAUUAAUACCGUUUUUAUUUUAUUGUUUUAAAAAGACAAAUGAUGAAAAUAUUAAAGUUGUUAUAAUAAAAUGUAUUUAUAUUAUAAUAAAUAAUGGAAAUAAAUGUGAAUAUUUUUAUAUGUACAUUGAUAAAUUUUUACCUAACUUUUUCAUCCUCAAAAAUACAAUACAAAAUUAUCAAAAAUAUAUACAUGCGAAAUAUUUACCUCUUUUUUCAACAAUAACAAUUCAGUAUAUAUAUAAUUCUUGUUUAUUAAAACACAUGGAAAAAAUGUCAUUAAGAAAUAGAGAAAGAAAACAUAUCUCAAAAAAUAAUAUACAAGAUACGAACAGUCUUGACGAAAGUUUUUAUUUUACAAAUAAUCAAACAAGUGAUACAUGUAGUACUAUAGGCAUUUAUGACACAAUGAGCGAUAAUAAUAGCAUUUUAACUGAAUCUGCAUAUAUGGCAAUACUAAAAGAUAUGCGAAAUAAAUUUAUAUCCACUUUAAAUGAAACAAAUGAUUUUAUUUUAUUUGAAUUUUAUCAAAAUAUAGUUAUUUUUUGUACAAUUAUGAACAAAAAAUGGGUUAAAGUUUAUAUAUUACCAUACAUGCUAAAAAACUAUUAUAAAAUAAAAAAUAUUUUUAUCAAAGCUAUUUGUAUUAAAACAAUUGUUAAAAUUGUCUUUUAUAUCAAUGAAAAAGGCCCAUUUGAAAUUCUUUCAGAAUAUAUUAAAUCAAUAAUUUUAGACCAAAACAAUGAAUUAGUUUUAAAAAUUUUGUUAUAUGAAUUUCUUUUUAUAUUAAAAAAAAAUUAUAAAAAGUGGUCAACAUGUACUACUUCUAAAACACAAUAUAAUAUUAUAAUUAUGAAUUCUCAAAAACAAAAAAACAUGAAAAAAAAAAAAAAAAAAAAAAUAUUAUUCCACUUUUAUUUUUCAAAAAAAUCAAUUUCACUCCCCUUUUAA